Messenger RNA from Papaver somniferum (opium poppy), 1865 nucleotides. RefSeq names its product mitochondrial substrate carrier family protein E-like. NCBI's taxonomy places the organism in Eukaryota, Viridiplantae, Streptophyta, Magnoliopsida, Ranunculales, Papaveraceae. The transcript is spliced from 9 exons. The record is from RefSeq and is a predicted model, not a curated record. Bases 102 to 1190 code for a protein of 362 amino acids.
UUAGGGAGGAAAACAGCGCUUAAAACCCUGAAAAAACCCCAUUUUUGCUCAGCGAAAAAAUCAAAAACCCAUUUGGAUUUUACAUCUUCAGGCUUCGAUUAAUGGAGGACAAACACAAAUUUAAAGACAGUAGUCAAGUGUCUGUGUCAUCUUUCCUCAAUAACAACAAAAACAACACUCAGUUCUUCGUAUGGAAGGAGUUCUUGUUCGGAGCAGCUGCGGGGGGAUUUGGUGAAGGGAUGAUGCAUCCAAUUGAUACUAUAAAGACGCGGAUGCAGAGUCAAGCUAUACUUAGCGAAGCCAAGCCUGCAAAGAGUAUCUUGGAGAUGGUUCGGAAAGUCUGGGCUGUUGAUGGAUAUAGAGGGCUCUAUAGAGGAGUAACUCCUGCACUAACAGGAUCCCUCGCAACUGGGGCAACAUAUUUUGGUGUCAUUGAGUCCACUAAAAAGUGGAUCGAAGAAUUGCAUCCGAACCUCGGGGGUCAUUGGGCAUACUUCAUUGCUGGAGGAGCUGGAGAUACACUUGGAUCUUUUAUCUAUGUACCAUGUGAAGUGGUGAAACAGCGUAUGCAGGUACAAGGCACCAAAAAGUCUUGGAGUUCUAUGGCCAUGAAAGAAAAUGUCUGCCAGAAAUCUGGAGGACAAAUGUAUGUGUAUUACUCCGGCAUAUUUCAGGCAGGCUCCUCAAUUUGGAAACAACAAGGUCUGCGGGGGUUAUACGCUGGAUAUUGGUCUACUCUUGCAAGAGAUGUCCCAUUUGCUGGUCUUAUGGUUACAUUUUAUGAAUCCCUGAGGGAUUUUGCUGAAUAUGGGAAGCAAAGAUGGUUACCUAACUCAGAUAUUCAACCUAGUAAUUCUGUUGAGGGGUUACUACUAGGGGGCUUGGCCGGUGGUUUUAGUGCAUAUCUCACUACCCCGCUUGAUGUCAUUAAAACAAGACUUCAAGUACAAGGUCCAAUUGUGAGGUAUAAAGGCUGGUUGGAUGCGGUUACUAGGAUUUGGAUGAUUGAAGGUGGAAGGGGUUUGUUUAGAGGCAGUGUACCUAGAGUCAUAUGGUAUGUUCCAGCCUCUGCUCUCACAUUCAUGGCGGUAGAAUUCCUCAGAGAUACUUUCGGAACUGAAGUAGACAGCAACGAAGUUACAAAUUUGUCAAUAGAUAAAACAAGUACAACCUUACCGGAGGUGGCCUAGAAAACCUUUCUUACCCUAACCAAUUUCUAUACAAAGGUCUGUUGUCAUACCUCUCUGUAUCAUAUUGAAUCUUACAUCUUUCUUUGCAAUCCCAAUUUCCUGCCCUUUUUGGCCAUCUCAGAUGAGUCAAAUGAGUUAACCACAUCCAAAUAAGAGGCAUCGUCAGUUUUUAGAGAAUUGCCUCUGAUUACCACUAGCAAUGCUGAAUGAGAAGUUAACGAAAUCUUGGAUUCUGUUCGUACCAUUUGUGUAAAUUGAUCAAUUUCCACUUCAUCUUACUAGCGGAGUAAGGCAUUUCGUUCUUCCACACUAGUAUUUAUCAGAGAAAACAUUGGAUGCAAAAUCAGGAAAGCGAAGUCUUUUGUUAUGGUUUACAUUUCUGUCUAGAGUCAUAUUUAAACAUCUGAUAAUGAAUCUGUGUAUAUAUACUUAGCUGGGGUAAACUUUGGCGUCAUUUUAUCUCCCUGUGAUUUCUUAGCCACGGUGUGUACUUCAUUAAGUUAUUUUCUUGUAAUGUCUUUUGAUUCUUAGAAGCAAGAAACCACUAACGACCCCGAACUUGAACGUAGUCUUUUUGAUUUGGACAGGGGACAAACUCCCCACCAUCAGUAGUUUGGUGCAUAGAGUUCAACAGACACGAAUUCAAAUUAUUAGUCCAGGAGAUUAUCUGUUACA